Messenger RNA from Laccaria bicolor S238N-H82, 981 nucleotides. RefSeq lists its product as uncharacterized. The transcript is spliced from 6 exons. Lineage: Eukaryota; Fungi; Basidiomycota; Agaricomycetes; Agaricales; Hydnangiaceae. Bases 1 to 981 code for a protein of 326 amino acids. The record is from RefSeq and is a predicted model, not a curated record.
AUGGAACCAGUAGAACCUGCAAUGCAAUCUCAGGGAAGUAAUAUGGUACCAAUGUCAGAGUUGGUUUUUGAUGCCGACAGAUGCACCCCAGUCAGCAAACUCAUUGCAAAAUUCUGGUCUCUGAUCAAUAACCUACCAGAGAGUGUUCCUGAAGCGUUGGCUGAUGAUCCCCUUGCAAUUUUUGAAGAAGACCCCAAGAGUUUUGAUGACCUGAGCCUGGAUGCUGAGGAACUCUGGGAGGUGAAGUUGAAUGGGCUGCUGAAGGCAGUGUUGGGUUGGGGAGUGGAUCAGAGCAUGGAUGGGAUGAUACAGCGAGGUCAGAAGGGUGUAGAUGGCCUUGCAAAAUUUGUGGAAUACUUUAUCAUGAAGCAUGGGGGAAAGCUGUUGCACCUGUUAGGAGAACUUGAGAAACUGCCAUUGACUCAUACCAAUACCACCACAGUGCCUAUGAUAUCUUCCAAACCUUCAUCUAUUGAUAUCACCCAAUCUGACAGAAUGGACAUAUCAACAUUGCUCUGUCAAGGAUCAGCUGCAGCUAGCACCAAAAAUGCACAGUGCACCAUCAUCGACAUUGAUUCCUUUGAAGAGGAAAAAUUUCCUGGCCAACUGUGCAACCAACAAUUAACAACAACCUUUGCAGAUGGAGUGUACAAGCUGAAAAGCUUUACAGAGGAAGAGGACAUGAAGGCACUCCUCCUCUGGAAACUUGCUGGAAAUUGUGUGGCUGAAAUCAACCAUCAAGCUAAUGGGGCACAAAGUGUCUCAUGCCUUAGAACUUGGUCAACUGUUCCCCCAAUUGUCCCCUUCCAUGCAUGGCCAACAGUGGAUGAAGUUCACAGCAAUGUAAACGUGAUCCUCCAGGGUAUACUCGAAGUGAUGCACCAAAGGAUAGGUUCGAGCAUCAUUCAUGCUGCUGUUUUUGCUGUCUAUAGACCAGUUUCCAUCUGCAUCGGUUUUAACUGGUUUAUGACCGGUCUUUAG